UUGGCCUUAUUCCUAAGCUUGAAGGCCAUGAGGUUUUUAGGACAGUAGUUGCCAGACAUUGAAAGCAUGAAGGUGAUAUUGUUGCUCGCUGUCUCCGUUGUUGUGUGCUAUGGCCAAACGCCGACGCCCUGUGCAUCCCCGAGGCAAUGGCAAGGCGGUCGCAUGGUGUUUGACAGUAGCAAAUCAUUUUACGAGAGGGCCGACUUCUUUUACGACGAGAUCAUGAGACGCACGCGCACUAUCGAGAAGAUCGAUAACGGAAAGGAGAGGGACUUCUUUGACAUACUCAGGCUUCAUAACGAGAACAAGGAGUACACUGUCAACCUCCGCACCAAGAAAUGCAACGUAACUGGCAUCUCCUUCCCGUGGCGGGCCGUCGGCGUUCCCCCGGACGCCAAGUUCAUAUUCGAGGCGGAAAUAGGCGCUGCAGGCAUUCCUGCUGAGCAUCUCACUGCGGUGAUCUUCGGCGGCAACUUCACCCAGGACCACGUGAGUUACACCACAACGGUGACGUUUCCAGACUGUGUGCCAAUCGGCGACAACUACUAUAAUGACGUUACAGGUUUUAUAGAAACAAGGUACUUUGGCAUCACCCUCGGCAUUUCUGAUCCUGAAGUAUUCUUCCCACCGAGCAUUUGCACGUAAAAAGCGACUUAGACGAGACACACGCAUUACAUUCUUCAAAUGUAGUUGAUAUGUUACAAUAAAAUGACAGAUGCGUGA
Molecule: messenger RNA, 723 nt
Organism: Dreissena polymorpha
Lineage: Eukaryota; Metazoa; Mollusca; Bivalvia; Myida; Dreissenidae
Product: mammalian ependymin-related protein 1-like
Exons: 6
Coding region: 67-645 (192 amino acids)
Biological process (GO): cell-matrix adhesion
Cellular component (GO): extracellular region; lysosome
Molecular function (GO): calcium ion binding
Source: RefSeq, a predicted model, not a curated record